AAAAUUUUUGUGGCAAAAUCGCGGAGCCGCCGUCCUCUGGCCGCAUGCCAAAAAUUUUCCGGAAAAUCGGGAAAACAAAAAAGUGAGUGUGCACGCGCUUCAACGUCAAACGGCGGGGCCGUGAAAGACCAUUCCGCCGGUGUGUGAAAAUCGUGGAUCGGAAAAGCGUGUGAGAAGUUACAAGCGAUAUUCCACCAAAAAUUGUGUUUUUCCGGAAUAACUUUUCCGGGAAAAUCAGGAAAAUUCAGUGGACAUGUGAUACAGGUGCGCGGGGAAAUUCGGCUUGUCUGGACUACCCGGACGUCCAAAUCAGUGCAACAGCGAACAGUGCACUUUUCAAAUUUUGGGACGUUUAACUGCACCACCAAUGUACUAGAGGGCGCCACCUGUCAAAAUUAAAACUGGUCUAUCUCCGGAACCACUUGUCGGAUCCGGACGAGCAAGUGCUCGCUGGAAUCAGCAUCGCCCCGGCUAUCUGCCUGUGUUGCCAUCGUGGCCAUUUUUGGCCUUUCCAGGGCGGCCAGUUUUGACAGGUGGCCAAAAUCUCAACCGUGCACCACUCCGGAACGGGUAGCCCGAGCCAAUCGGGCAAGUGUUUGCUGACAUUGGCUUUGGCCCGGCUACCCAGCAGUGUGGCCAGCAUGGUCAAAAACGCUUGCGGCAGUGUUGCCAGUUUUGAGUGUAGUGCAUCGCUUCGUAUCGCGCGUUCAACGCAGAGUGCGACGGGCUGCGUUCAUACCCUCGUAUUAAGAGGUGCGCGUACGAACGGGAAAGUGAAACAAAACGCAGGGGAUGGGUGACGAGGCCCAACCCUUGCAAGUGAGUGCGCCGUACCAGCUGCGGUCCAGAAAAAGGUCGGUAGUGGCGACGCAGCCAUUGGCGAUUGAGCGCCCGGCAACGCCGAUGAUGGAGUUGUGCUACUCCAGCGAUGACGACGAGCUGAAUAGCACCAUCAUCGCGAUGCCGGAGCCCACGUUGGAGUGUGAGGCAGCGGAGGCGGCCAUGGACUUGGAGCCACCAGCAGCAGCACAGCCAACACCAACGGCAUCUCCUGUCCCGGGCAACGUGGUUGUUGCUGGGCCCAUCGACGCGGGAAGUUGUGCCUUGCUGAUGGCACAGCUCCAAAGCAUCGGCGCCCAGCUAACGGCGACGCUGGAGGAGCUGCGACUUUGCCGCGAGGAAAACCCGGCACUUCGUCGCGAGAACGAGUUGCUGCUCACGGGCACUCGUUCGGUGCUUGAGCUGCAGACUGCAGCGAACGCAACCCUGCAGCAGUCGUCGGGACAAGGUGGAAACCGGGAGACGGCCCGGAAGCGCCAGCAACGGCUGAGGCGGCGAGAGCGGGAACGACAGCAGCAACAGCAGCAGCAGCAGCAGCAGCAGCAGCAGCAGCAGCAGCAGCAGCAACGCCAGCAGCAGCAGCAUUGUCAGCAGCAGCGUCAGCAGCAGCCGCAGCAACAACAGCAGCAGCAGCCGCAGCAGCAGCUUUGGACAACGGUGGUAAGAGGCCGCCCGUCCCAGCGGCAUCGUCAACCGCAGCAGCAGCAGCAGCAGCAACAGCAGCAAGGUGAACGCUUUGUUCCACCACAGCUCCGGCAGCAGCGACAGCAGCAGCAGCGCCCGCAGCAGCAGCAGCAGCAGCAGCCGCACCAGCAACAGCAACAGCGUCCGCAGCAACAGCGUCAACAGCAGCAGCGACCUCAGCAGCAGCGAUCACAGCAGGGAAGCCGGCCAAGCCCGAGCUCAUUGAGGUUUCGCCCAACGAAGACCAAGACUGGGAGAGCCUUCUGCUGCUUGUGCAAACGGCAGUCAGGACUGACGAGCGGUACAAGCCGCUCAAGGACCACGUCGUCCUGGGUCGCCUUACCAGCAAGGCGUUGUUGCGUCUUACACUGAGUCGCAAGGCGAACGCACAGUAU
Molecule: messenger RNA, 1919 nt
Organism: Anopheles coluzzii
Lineage: Eukaryota; Metazoa; Arthropoda; Insecta; Diptera; Culicidae
Exons: 1
Coding region: 793-1896 (367 amino acids)
Source: RefSeq, a predicted model, not a curated record